Molecule: messenger RNA, 2563 nt
Organism: Aureobasidium subglaciale EXF-2481
Lineage: Eukaryota; Fungi; Ascomycota; Dothideomycetes; Dothideales; Saccotheciaceae
Exons: 4
Coding region: 99-2456 (785 amino acids)
Biological process (GO): carbohydrate metabolic process
Source: RefSeq, a predicted model, not a curated record
CUGUCCGCCCUCCAGCUGUGCCUCUUGCUGUUCGCAGUCCUUAUACCAGCAUAUGGAUCUCUACUGCAAAUAAUGGCACUCUCAACACCAAUGAAGCCAUGUUCUGGCAAGGUACCACCGCUGGGUGGGAAGGUAUCAUCGUCAUAGAUGGCAUUAUCUACGAGUAUCUCGGCACUGGACUACAAUCUCUUCCACCCCUCGCUAAUGUGAAGACUGCUUCCCAACUCGCCGUCUCUUUUGACUCUCAGUACUCGAACUUCACCAUCCGUGCAGGUCCAGUUGAUCUCGUUGCGAGCUUUCUUAGCCCUGUCAUCCCACGGGAUCUUUGCCGCACUAGUAUACCUCUCAGCUAUCUCCAAGUCAGCUUCUACAGUACGGAUGGCCAGCUCCAUGAUGUUCAGCUGUAUAGCGACGUCAAUGCGGGCUGGAUCUCGCCAGAGACUAACACGACUCUGAACUGGAACCUCUUUGAAGGUAAUUCAGCCGUCAAUGGGAGUGGUAACGCCACCAGUAGUCCCUCGACUGUUUACAGCUGGGUGCUUUCCCAAAAGAACCAGUACGAUUUUGGAGAACAGCAAGACUUUCCACAGUGGGGCAAUUUCACUCCUGGUCAAUCCGAAAACUUCAGUUUCCAGAGCGGCCACUCGCUUGAUCUUCGUUACAAUUAUGUCAAACGCCUCCAGCUCUCCAACGUUUUAGAUUCUGAUUACCGCGGUGCUCAGAGCAAGGAGCCGGUAUUUGCAUUUGCUCAUGACUUUGGAUCGACAGUAUCGGGAAGUGCUCUUUACACCAUCGGAACAGUACAACAAAACGUCAUCAGAUUCUUGACGUCUGAUGGGCUUGUACCUCUGCAGCCGUGGUGGACGGAGUGCUAUGGCGAUGACUUAUUUGACCUCAUCAACUUUCAUUAUGAUGAUUUCGCAACCAGUCAAGCGAAAGGAGCGAAAUUUGAAGCUCAACUCAAAGCGGAUGUGCAAGCCUACUACUCAAGCUUCCCUGGAUCGUUGUAUAGUAACAGCACACCAUCGACACUUCCAUCGUAUGUCAACUCCUCUGGUAGUGAGGACGGCACAGAUCAAUUUGGGCACACCUACAUCCUCGACUCGAGCAAUGUCUAUGGUUUCCUCGACCCCACCGACUUCAACGGUAUCGCCAUCCCCGAUGUUUCUGAAGCUGAGAGUUACUAUGCUAUCGUUGCUCUGAGCGCUCGUCAAGUGAUGGCAGCGUACGUCUUGACUGUCCCGCCAACUCUUCGCUACAGCAAUUCGUCGUCCAUUACGUCAGGUGAACCGCUCUUGUUCCAGAAAGAGAUAUCGAGUAAUGGAAACAUGAAUACAGUCGACGUCAUCUUUCCAGCCUUGCCCUUUUACCUCUACGCCAAUCCUCAGAUGCUCAAAUUCGUCUUGAAUCCACUAUUUCAUCAUCAAGAGAACGGGUUCUACCCCAACGGCUACAGCAUGCACGAUCUUGGGACGCAUUUUCCCAAUGCGACUGGCCAUGUCGAAGGUAAUGAUGAGUACAUGCCGGUUGAAGAAAGUGGAAACAUGCUCCUCAAGGCAUAUUCUUACUACAAAUUCACUGGUAAUACGAGCUUCCUCAUCCAACACUACUCCAAGUAUCGACAAUGGGCGAGCUACGUGAUACAAUACUCUCUGGUACCUGAGGCUCAGUUAAGCACCGAUGAUUUCGCAGGGACGCUUGCCAAUCAGACAAAUCUUGCAAUAAAAGGAAUUCUAGGCCUCAAAGCGAUGUCGUUCAUAUCACAAGUCGUGGGUGACUUAAGCGCCGCAGCUAACUACUCAGCUACCGCGUCUUCUUACUUCACUCAAUGGGAAAAAUUCGCGAUUGACCCGACUGGGACGCACACUAUCCUAGCCUAUCAGAGUCGUGGAUCCUUCGGCCUCCUAUAUAACACUUAUCCGGACAAGCUUCUGAAUCUCGGUAUCAUUCCACAAAGUCUACAUGAUAUGCAAAAUGAUUGGUAUCCAAAGAUCUCUCAAAUUUUUGGAGUCCAACUUGACAGCCGUCAUACCUAUACUAAGAGUGAUUGGGAAAUGUGGACAGCAGCUACAUGUGCUCCAGAGGCCCGUCGUCUGUUUGUCAAUUCACUAGCACACUGGCUCAACAAUACUAGCACGAACCUGGCUUUCUGGGACUUAUUCAAAACCGUUGGUACAGGGGGCUAUCCCGUUGGUGGUCCGACAUUCAUCGCGCGCCCUGUUGCUGGUGGACACUACAGUCUCCUUGCAAUGCUGAAGACUGGACAAAACAGCCAGAUUGGCACAGCUCCUGGUGGAUUCAUACAAAAUAGUACUCAGGCCUUGACCGAGUCUAGAGCUGACUACCUGGAUAUCUCAGCUGCUAGUGUGUCGCUGCAGACCACGAAGUCCGCCUUGAUAUCAGCACCUACAAGUGGCCUGUUCAACGUGUCUAUCCACACGCGAGCGGUACAGUAGAGGACUUGUCUCAUGGUGAUCUGGAAGCACCUCUUGUAAGCGUUUCAUAUUUAGACAAGGGCAAGAUUUUCUCAUCAAAUGGGGUUGUGGUCUAGUGGUAUGACAUC